Topomyia yanbarensis is the source of this 1646-nucleotide messenger RNA. RefSeq names its product glucose dehydrogenase [FAD, quinone]-like. Gene Ontology annotation, molecular function: ecdysone oxidase activity; flavin adenine dinucleotide binding. The coding region runs from base 1 to 1563 and encodes 520 amino acids. The transcript has a single exon. The record is from RefSeq and is a predicted model, not a curated record. NCBI's taxonomy places the organism in Eukaryota, Metazoa, Arthropoda, Insecta, Diptera, Culicidae.
AUGCAGUCUAGUAUGGUGCGAACCAGAGUCGACUGGCAGUAUACGGCAGAGCGGGCAACAGAUUCAAGUCUUAGCAUUGUGAAUGGAACUUACUGGCCCAGGGGGAAGCUGCUUGGUGGAAGUGGUGCAAUAAAUGGAAUGCAAUAUAUUCGUGGAAAUCGGAAAAAUUACGAUGACUGGGCUAAGCUUGGAAAUCAUGGCUGGAGUUGGAGAGAAGUUUUAAAAUAUUUUAAAAAGUCCGAAAAUAAUAAAGUUCCUGAAAUAGUGAAUGGUAAUGGUGGAAAAUACCAUGGAGUAGGAGGAUACAUGACUAUCGAUCACUUUUCGGCAACUACACCUUACCACGACAUACUAAAACGGGCGACGAAAGAAGCGGGUUUUAACCAGUUAUUAGAAUUUAAUGCCGAAGAUCACAUAGGGUAUUCACUAUUUCAGUAUAACAUAGAAGGAGCCACCAGGGACAGUUCCGCGAAAGCGUUUUUGAAUCCCAUCCAAAAUCGACCCAAUCUACACAUAAUUAAAAAUGCAUUUGUUGUAUCACUUCUGUACGGUCCAGGAAAUGUAGUUCAAGGGGUCGAUAUGAUAAUAGGAGAUCGGGCCAACCUGAGAGCAAUGGCAAGAAAGGAAGUUAUUCUGUCAGCAGGUACCGUUAAUACUCCUCAGCUGCUAAUGCUGUCGGGAAUAGGUAAACGGGAAGAUUUGGAGCCACUGAAAAUUCCGUUGCGAGCGGAGCUUAGCGUAGGAGAAAAUCUGCAGGAUCACGUAUUUGUCCCAAUAUUUUAUAGUCUUGGAAAACUGAUUUCUGACAUCGAACAAAUAGAGAGCAAGAUGCUAAUAGAUUUAUUUGAGUUUACCUUGCUGAACCGAAGUCAACCUGUUACGUACGAUCGCGUCAUUAGUAUUGUUGGAUUCGCAAAUACAAAAAGCAAAACUGCGAUAUUUCCCGAUAUCCAGUUCUUGAAUAUGUUUUUGGCCAAAGAAGAUAUAGACGCGAUACAAUUUUUCGAAGGCAUAGGUUAUGAAACAAACAUUUUGGAUUCGUUGACAGAAAGCGUAGAACAGCAGGAUGUAGUUGCAGUACUAGUCACAGGUAUUCAACCGAGGUCACGUGGAAAAAUUCGUAUCAAAUCGACUAAUCCAUACCGUCACCCGUCGAUCGAAACGGGUUACUUUAGCGAUCAUGAUGACCUAGACGUUUUGCGUCGGGGUAUCCGGAUCCAGCAGAAAUUGUUCGAAACGGAAACAUUCAAAGAUUAUCAGACGGAACCUGUAGUUUUAAGUAUCGCUGACUGUGACCAACUACAGUACGAUUCCGAUGACUAUUGGGACUGCUAUAUUCGACAUAUGAGUACCACGCUGUACCAUCCGGUCGGGACGGCGAAAAUGGGUCCAAAAACUGAUCCCGAUGCAGUUGUUGACGAACAGCUACGAGUAUAUGGAGUUAGCGGGCUACGAGUCGUGGAUGCUAGCAUUAUGCCAACAAUAACAAGCGGAAACACUAAUGCCCCAACGGUUAUGAUAGCCGAAAAAGCAUGUGAUAUGAUUAAGACUACUCAUCUGUAACAAUGUUGUGAUACUCAAGAGAUUUUUUAUGAAUAAAAUAAAAAACCUUCCAUCUGGGUGUUUCAUUUCUGCUGUUUGGGUUA